This is a messenger RNA of Colletotrichum paranaense, 117 nucleotides long. RefSeq lists its product as uncharacterized. The transcript has a single exon. Lineage: Eukaryota; Fungi; Ascomycota; Sordariomycetes; Glomerellales; Glomerellaceae. The coding region runs from base 1 to 117 and encodes 38 amino acids. The record is from RefSeq and is a predicted model, not a curated record.
AUGACCCCGAUCGUCGUCCGGAAAACGUUGAGCAUUGCCAGUCGCCAGAAACACUCUGCGCUUGCAGUCGUCCCGAAACGAAUCGCCAUGCGGUUGCAGGGCUUUGCUUUGGCAUAA